Nannochloropsis gaditana CCMP526 is the source of this 369-nucleotide messenger RNA. RefSeq names its product major facilitator superfamily mfs 1. The record is from RefSeq and is a predicted model, not a curated record. The transcript has a single exon. Bases 1 to 369 code for a protein of 122 amino acids.
AUGUCGGACAAAUUCGGGUUCAAACACGCUUUCAUCGCCAUGGCUACCGUUCAGGCCGUCACCCUCGCGCUCUACGACAAAUUGGCUUCCUCAAAGUUGACCUUCGCCCUGGGCACCAUGUCAGUUUACUUUACCUUAGGCGGGGUCUUUGCCAUGUUCCCGCCCGCAGUGCAAAAGCGUUUUGGGGCGCGCAACGGGGUGACCAUCUACUCCUACCUCUUCACGGCCUUUGCCUUGGCCUCGGUCGGCGGCAGCAUCCUGGCCAAGCGUUUGGUGGCCUACUUUGGCGGGUAUGAAAACGUCUUUAAGAUAUUCAGUGCAUCCUCUGUGGGUGCCUUGGGGCUUGCGGCAUUGUUGCCGGAGGUUUAG